Molecule: messenger RNA, 4431 nt
Organism: Iphiclides podalirius (scarce swallowtail)
Lineage: Eukaryota; Metazoa; Arthropoda; Insecta; Lepidoptera; Papilionidae
Source: the annotation of a GenBank genome assembly
AUGCCGCCCGCCAUGGGGGCGAGUGAGCCGGUGCCUUAUCGCGGGAAACUAUCGACCCGCGCCGCCAUCUUGGCGCGCAGGCGCGGGAAAAUAUGCGGACCGUCUGACGUGCCGCCAGAGAGCGGCGUCGCGUCGCACGGCGCGCCUGUAAAUAACAAGUGUCCGCGCGUCAAAGCGCACUCGCUUCGCCGACGAUGUUCGUCUGAGCCCGCUGCCGCGUUAAAGGGACUAACAAUGAUCGACCCAAGCUCAUCCGAGGAAGACAGUGAGGAUGAACACAAGAAGCAGCCGGCGAAGUUGCCCGUUGUACCACCGGGCUCACUUGUCGGCGGAAGACCAUCCGUCAGAGGAAAGCCGGAACUGCCUCGAGGGUCUACUGCCGGUCUUCCAGGGGCUAGUCCGCUAACCACUGCGCCGUUAGCCGCCCCCCUACAUCCAGCAACGAGGCAGAGGGAGCAAGCAGCACUCGCCCCACCACCACACGCGACCUCGACGGGGAGCGCCAGCUCCGGCGAGGCACCGGCACCAUCACCCAGCCCCUCUGGAGCCAGCCACUCUGAUAAGGACCAAGACCCACAGGAGAAAAUAGAAAAGUUGGAAGAGGACAAGAAGCGGCGCCUGCAGCUAUACGUCUUCGUGUCGAGAUGUAUAGCGCACCCGUUCAACGCAAAACAACCAACAGACAUGACCAGACGGCACACGAAGCUGACGCCGCACCAGCUCGAGACCAUCCAGGCCCGGUUUCAGGCAUUCCUAAAAGGCGAGACUCAGAUUCUCGCUGAUGAGGCCUUCCAAAACGCCGUUCAGUCGUACUACGACGUAUUCCUGAAGUCGGAACGCGUUGAACAGAUGGUAAAGUCCGGCGCGUGUUCGCACCACGAUUUCCGCGAGGUGUUCAGGAACAACAUUGAGAAGAGAGUCAGGUCUUUGCCAGAAAUAGAUGGAUUAAGUAAAGAGACUGUAUUAACUACGUGGCUUGCUAAACUGGACUGCAUUAUGAAAGGAACUGGUAUCCCGGGCGAUGAUGAGACCAAAAGACCAUCGCGUGCGCAGCAACAGAGUCUGAAUGCCGAGUGUAUACUCAGCAAAGAGCAGCUCUACGACAUGUUCCAGCAGAUUUUGGGCGUGAAGAAGUUCGAACACCAACUUCUGUUCAACGCUUUAUUACUGGACUCCGCUGAUGAACAAGCAGCAGCCAUUAGAAGAGAGCUGGAUGGGAGAAUGCAGAAAGUUAAUGAAAUGGAGAAGAACCGCAAGUUGAUGCCGAAGUUCGUUCUCAAGGAAAUGGAAUCCCUAUACAUUGAAGAGCUGAAGUCAUCCAUCAACCUGUUAAUGGCCAAUUUGGAGUCUCUGCCUGUCUCUAAAGGCGGGGCGGAUUCCAAAUACGGCCUGCAUAGAAUCAAGCGGUAUAAUCACAGAUCAAAUGCUGGAACAGAUCCGAGUCCAAGGUUGAGUAAGCAGCUGUGUUUCAGAUCGCAAGGCUCUCUAGCGAACAAGUUGACGGGCGAGGGAGACGGCGGCGACGUGGACACGCAGCUCACGAAAAUGGAUGUGGUUCUAACAUUCCAAAUAGAGGUGGUUGUUAUGGAAGUAAAGGGUCUGAAGUCUUUGGCUCCAAACAGAAUAGUGUAUUGCACGAUGGAAGUGGAAGGCGGUGACAAACUGCAAACCGACCAAGCAGAAGCCUCCAAACCAAUGUGGGAUACUCAAGGCGACUUCAGCACAACACAGCCAUUACCAGCUGUGAAAGUGAAACUGUACACAGAGAACCCUGGAGUCCUAGCAUUAGAGGACAAGGAGCUAGGCAAAGUUGUGUUAAGACCGACCCCACUUUCGAGCAAGGCACCUGAAUGGCACCGCAUGACAGUACCAAAGAACUUGCCAGAUCAAGAUUUGAGAAUCAAAAUUGCGUGUCGGAUGGAUAAACCGCUAAACAUGAAACAUUGCGGUUAUCUCCACGUGAUCGGAAAGAAUGUAUGGCGCAAGUGGAAGCGUCGCUACAUGGUUCUGGUGCAAGUUAGCCAGUACACCUUCGCGCUGUGCUCGUACAAGGACAAGAAGUCGGAGCCUGCCGAGAUGAUGCAACUUGAUGGGUUCACCGUAGACUACAUAGAGCUGGCAAGCGCUCAACUGAUGGUUGGUCAAGAACUGGAGGGGGCGAAGUACUUCAUGAACGCGGUGCGUGACGGCGAAUCGGUUCUGAUGGGAGUCAGCGACGAGAAUGAGUGUCACCUGUGGGUCAUGGCGCUGUACCGCGCCACGGGCCAGAGCCACAAGCCGACGCCGCCCACCACUUCUGACACACACAUUAAGAUCAUGGGGGACGCUGACAAGGCUCGUAAGCAUGGCAUGGAGGACUACAUCCAAGCGGACCCUUGCCAAUUCGACCACCACCAACUGUUCUGCAUCCUCCAGUCACUGACUCUAAAGUACCGUCUCCAAGAUCCUUACUGUUCUUUGGGCUGGUUCUCGCCCGGACAAGUGUUCGUGUUGGACGAAUACUGCGCCCGGUACGGGGUACGCGGCUGCUACCGUCACCUGUGCUACCUCUCCGAUCUGCUCGACGUGGCGGAAAGCGGGGCACAGACUGUAGAUCCGACACUAAUGCACUAUUCCUUCGCGUUCUGCGCGAGCCAUGUGCAUGGGAAUAGUACGGCCACGUUGCCUGGCAGGCCCGACGGCGUGGGCAGCAUCACGGUCCAGGAGAAGGAGAAGUUCGCCGAGAUUAAGGAGAGGCUCAAGACACUGUUGCAACAUCAGAUCACAAACUUCAGAUAUGCGUUCCCGUUCGGAAGACCAGAGGGCGCGCUUAAGGCCACUUUAUCGCUACUGGAGCGGGUGCUGAUGAAAGACGUAGUGACCCCGGUAGCACCGGAAGAGGUUCGAACUAUGAUCCAGACGAGCCUUGAGAAUGCUGCCCUUCUAAACUACACGCAACUGAGCCAAAAAGCUAACAUUGAAGAGGAUCUGAGAGGAGAGACGAUGGUGACCCCAGCUAAAAAAUUGGAAGACUUGAUCCAUCUCGCAGAAUUGUGUGUAGAUCUGUUGCAACAGAAUGAGGAACACUACGCAGAGGUUUAUAACACAAAACCGGACUCUAGCGGUCAACAAAAUGCGUUUGCAUGGUUUUCUGAACUCCUGGUGGAACAUGCAGAAAUCUUCUGGGCGUUAUUCGGAGUAGAUAUGGACCGAGUGCUGGCAGAACAGCCACCGGAUACGUGGGAUUCGUUCCCACUGUUCCAGAUUCUCAACGAUUACCUGAGAACUGACGAAAACCUUAAAGGCGGAAGGUUCCAUGAGCAUUUGAGAGACACCUUCGCCCCCCUAGUGGUACGCUACGUAGAUCUCAUGGAGUCAUCGAUCGCUCAAUCCCUCCACAAGGGAUUUGAAAAGGAGCGGUGGGAGAUUAAAGGCAAUGGAUGCUCCACCAGCGAAGAGCUGUUCUGGAAGCUGGACGCGUUACAGUGCUUCAUCCGCGACCUACACUGGCCGGAGCCGGAGUUCCGUUCUCAUCUUGAGCAGCGACUGAAGCUGAUGGCCUCCGAUAUGAUGGAGACCUGCAUCCAGAGGACCGAAUCCUCGUUCCAGUCGUGGCUGAAGAAGAGCGUGACCUUCAUGUCGACGGACUACAUCCUGCCCGCGGAGACCUGCGCCAUGGUGAACGUGGCUUUGGACGCGAAGAACCAAGCCCUGAAGCUGUGCGCCGUGGAGGGGGUCGAUAUUGCCAUGGACCCCUCUCUCGCCUACCAGUACCACGCAAAAAUGGAUGCCCAGAUCGAAGCAUGCCUCCAGGCGAUGGCGACGGGUAUGACCACGCGUCUAUCGGCCGUUCUAGAAGCGACUCUAGCCAAGAUCGCGCGGUUCGACGAGGGCAGUUUGAUCGGAUCAAUCCUGACUAUAGCCAACGUUUCUGGCUCCGGCAAAGACAUUGGCCAGGGUUACGUUAACUUCAUGAGGAAUUCCAUGGACCAGAUUAGGUCAAAGGUGACGGACGAGCUUUGGAUCUUGCAGCUAUUCGAACAGUGGUAUGGCAUCCAGGUGGGGCUGAUAAACACUUGGCUUGGAGAAAGGCCCGCGCUGCAUCCACAACAAGUUGCCUGCCUCUCCAUUAUACUAAAGAAAAUGUACAGCGAUUUCGAGCUGCAGGGUGUCAUUGACGACAAGCUGAACUCGAAGGUCUACCAGAGCGUGGCAGCGAGGAUGCACACAGAAGAGACCACGUGCAGCCUGCUGCUAGCCCAGCAAGACGCCGGAGGCGGUGAAGACGGAGGCUCAGAGGAGGGAUCCAGAGGCGGGAAGUCGAAACUGGAAUCGCUCACCGAAGACGCAAAACUUGGCAACGUCACCGCAGUCGUGGGAAAGGUUGGCAACAUGUUUGGCCGCGGCAUCGGGGAGCUUUCUACCAAACUGGGCGGAGCGUCGUCUUGGUUU